UCUUUCAGUGUCGGUCUCUCUCUAUAUCUUUCCCGCAGUCUCUCUUCAAGUCGGUUUACUAAACCCCUUAAUUUCUACUAAUUUCCUGCUAAACAUUUCAUUUUUUGAGUUCUUGAGCGGGUCUAAUCAGUUGUUCGUCUAGUUGAAAUCAAGAGUCAAGUGUGAUUCAGCUGAUUUAUCUACGAUUUCUUGUUCUGGGUUUUGCUUAGUUUUUGGUAUUAGUAGUUUUAGGUGUGAUCAUUGAAGCUGAGGCGAUCAAGGUUGUUCUGUUGGAUGUUCUUUUCACUUGGUCUUUGUAGUUAAUUAGUUGAUCAAAGUGAUGGAUCUAAGUGAUAAAGGUUGGGGAUCUGAGGAUAUGAUGAGCCAAGCAGAAAGCCAACUAAAAACAUGUGCUGAUUGUGGUACCACAAAAACCCCUCUUUGGCGUGGUGGCCCUGCUGGCCCUAAGUCAUUGUGUAAUGCUUGUGGGAUCAGGAGCAGGAAGAAGAGAAGAGCACUUCUGGGAUUGAACAAAGAAGACAAGAAAUUGAAGAAAUCAUCUGAAAAUAAAAACCAGUACUGCAGUAACAGUAGUACGAGCAGCAGUGGAGAUAGUACCAGCAGCAGCAGCAGUAAUGGUUGUUUAUUAAAGAAGAAGUUUUUGCCUUUUGGUAGACAAGUAGUAGCAUUGCAGAGACCAAGAUCAAGAUCAAGAUCAAGUUCAACUCACAAACUUGGUGAAGUAGAACAAGCUGCUUUCUUAUUGAUGGCUCUCUCUUGCGGCUCUGUUUAUGCAUGAAUCAAACAGGAAUGUUGUACUAGGGGCUGUCAUGGUUGUACCUUUUUUGGUUGGUGAGAUGAGAUGAGUGGGUGGGUGGGUAGGUGUAUGAACAGAAUGAUAAAAAAAAGAGCCUAUUCAAGUUGGCUCUCCUUUGAAUUGAAA
Messenger RNA from Nicotiana tabacum (common tobacco), 922 nucleotides. Its product is annotated as GATA transcription factor 15. Gene Ontology annotation, molecular function: zinc ion binding; sequence-specific DNA binding. Lineage: Eukaryota; Viridiplantae; Streptophyta; Magnoliopsida; Solanales; Solanaceae. Gene Ontology annotation, biological process: regulation of DNA-templated transcription. The record is from RefSeq and is a predicted model, not a curated record.